Messenger RNA from Kwoniella botswanensis, 1221 nucleotides. RefSeq lists its product as uncharacterized. Lineage: Eukaryota; Fungi; Basidiomycota; Tremellomycetes; Tremellales; Cryptococcaceae. The transcript has 2 exons. The record is from RefSeq and is a predicted model, not a curated record. Bases 1 to 1221 code for a protein of 406 amino acids.
AUGGGUUCAGAGAUCCUACCAGAGAUCUUCAUCCACAUUGCCCAUGUCCUGGUCGAGGAGCAGAAAUUGGCUACUUUGCUUUCCCUAUCUAUGACCUCCAAGGGGAUGUACGACCUUUUGGUUCCUGUUCUGUACAGAAAAAUCCAAAUCUCCAAACGCAAUGCCGAAGGGGUAUUCUGGGGUAUACUACCAAACGCUAAUGAGUUCGAAAGGACUACAAGCAGUGUAUUCGGUAAGAAGAUAGGUGGAGAGGUGAGAACCCAAUGGAGUUUGUGGCCUGAUAUCGCUCUUUCGGAUGAUGAGGAUGAGGACGAUGACAAAAGUUACUCGCAAUCGAAGAGAUGUGACCAUAUUUACCCUAGCGCAUCUACAAAUCAUAACAAGCUCUUCUACCUCCUUCAAACCCAACAUCUAACCAUCGAUUCCCUCCCUUCCUUCGCUCUCUCAUCUAAUCUCCUCCAUCUAUUCCCCGCUAAGACACCCGAUAAAUUCAUAAGGAUCUUACCGAAUCUCAAAAUCUUACAUCUUACUUCUCAAUUCGUAUACGAACUAUCAAAAUGGUUCAAUCUACAUACCACCAACCCUCGAAGAAAGAAUUUAAGAAGACAUCCUUUUUUACAAUUCCUUUUACUUUCCAUACCCAAUCCUACCAAAAUCAUCAUUGAUUAUCCUACUUUCACCUCCCAAACCAAAGAGAUAUUUAUCGAAAAGCGAUUCGGCUCGGCUGAAGUACUCAGACGGUGCGGGGUUAGCGAAGAGGCUCGUAAGAGGAGGAUGGAGGUAGAAUGGGAUAGGUUUGUAUUACAUGAUACUUCUCUUGGGUUGAUACCUUUACCGUAUUUUUAUAAAGGGGCGGAAUUGGUAUUUAGGAACGUAAGUGGACAGAAUAUCCCUCCAAUUCGAUGUAAGGCUAUAACAGUCAUUUUCGCAAAUACCGAAUUUCAAGCCGAAGGAAACGGAAACGAAGACGGAGAUGGAGAUGGGAUUAAGGGUGAUCGGAGGAUAGAACAGAUCGUAGAUCUGUUAGAACCGAGAAACAAGAACUUGAUGAUGGCGGCUCAACAAGUCAGAAAUUGGAGAUUUGUCAAUGCCGAGAUAGAAAACGAUAAGAAAGUAGGAAAAGGGGUGAGGGUCAGGUUGAGAGAAAGCGACAUUACAAGGGUAUCGUUCUCGUCAAACUCGAAUAGCUUGAUAGAUCUUGAUGACACCCAUGUACUGUAG